Pimephales promelas (fathead minnow) is the source of this 1456-nucleotide messenger RNA. RefSeq lists its product as uncharacterized. Lineage: Eukaryota; Metazoa; Chordata; Actinopteri; Cypriniformes; Leuciscidae. The record is from RefSeq and is a predicted model, not a curated record.
ACAAACAACAACAACAUAACCAGCACAUCCAAGCUAUGUUAGCAUUGUCAAAAUACAGCUUAGAUUGUGCUGGUUCUUUUUGUAAUAGUACAACUAUGUUUUAUUUUGUAAUACAUUACAUAUUAAUUGAGUUCUUAUGCAACCUUUGCAGUUGUUCAAUGUGAGAAGCCAGUAACACUUAAUCUAAUGUCUUCUAAAUUUAGUGUAAAUAUUUGCUGUAUGGCAUUGUCAUGUGCCAUGAUGUGGGACAAUGAAUGCUUGCUGUUUGUUUUCCUUUUGUUGGCCAAACAAGAUUUCAUUUACUUCUGAUGAAUUUCAUAGAAUUUUGUUCAAUGGAGCACAUCUGAAUUACUAAAAGAAAGGAGUGGAGUCAGAUCACCAUAAUUAGUUUCUACUGUCCUUUUUCAUUGUCCUUUGUCUCAUGGUAUGAUAAAUGACCUUGCAAAUAGUUAAUAAUAAAUAUCCCAAAUUGCUGUAGGAUAUGAGUUCCGCUGCUACACAUUGUUCGGUGAACAGAUAUUAAUUUUCUGUUCUGUUUAAAAAAGCUCUCAGUUCUUCAGUAGGUGUAAAGUAAGCCAGUGAUCUUUAAAGUGGGCUGUUUCACCUCGUUCAUAAAAAAAUGGUGUUUCUCGGGUGGUUUUCAAACAAUCCAGAAAGACUAGAAAGUAGCACAGCUUCUUUCAGUGUAUUGCAUUUUUGCUUUGCGUUAAUUGGACUGCAGAAGUUGAUGGAUCGGGAAUUUUCCUGCCCAUGUUCUACUGGGUUUAACAUGACACUGAUCAGCUUCAUCUUUCUUGGACCUGCUUUUCUGGCUCUGGCUGUGAUGAUGUUCAUUCAAAGGCCUUGCAGACGGUCAUCUUCCCAUUGUGCUGGGCUAUUUGUAGUUUGUCUGAUUCCAUCUUCGUUGUGGGUCUUUCUGUUGUUGUUUGAGGGGGAAUAUGUCGCUUGUGGCAUGACACACUGGGAAGGCGAUUACGUGCUGGAUGAAGAACUCCAAAUAAAAUGGUGCAAACCCACUGGAGUGAAGGACCCUGGAGUGAACGCAACAGACCUGCGAGAACUGACAGAAAAACUCAUUUUCUACUCAAGGUUUUCAGCUUUAGUUCUGCUCGUAUCCCUUAGCGUUGUUGUCAUGGCUGCUGUAACCUAUUGGGAUUGUAGAACAAGAUGUCUGGAGCAUCAGGAAAAGCAGGAUAAACCAAAACAACUAUCAGAGUUAUCCGUCGUCUACGGCUCAGAGGUUGAACUGCAGCGGUCUGUAUGAACUUAGGGUGAUCUACAUAUUAAUGCACAUAGAUUAAUACUGUUUCGAGGGUGGCCUCUGCUCAAACAUUCACCGUUUAUUUGUACUUGAUAAAUAUAUCUCUGUGGUUUAUUUUUCCUUUGCUGUACUGUCUUGAUAUAUCUAAACAUGUUCAAUUAAAAUGGACCUCCUGGCUGAAUUAAAUAAAAAUAU